AUGGAGUCCGGUGAGCUCCUGCACCGACCCGGGCCGUCCGUCGGCUCCAAACCCGACGGCCGAGGGGGCUGGCGCGCGGCGUCAUAUCUCAUCGUGGUCGGGCUCUUGGAGCGUAUCGGGUUCUACGGCGUGCAGGGCAACCUUAUUAUGUUCCUGACCGGCCCGCUCGGCAUGCCGACGGCGUCAGCGGCCGCCGGCGUCAACGCAUGGGCUGGGACCGUACAGGUGCUGCCUCUCGUCGGCGCGCUCGCCGCCGACUCGCGGCUCGGACGACUCCCAGCGAGCUCUGCUUCUGGGCCGUCGACGUCGGCUGCCCACCUCGCCUUCAUCUACGUCGCGCUCUACCUGCUGGCACUGGCACAGGGCUUCCACAGGCCGUGCGCGGAGGCCCUCGCCGCGGACCAGUUCACGCCAAGCGACGGCAACCCCAGCCCGCGCGUGUCCCGGAGCUCCUUCUUCAACUGGUUCCACUUCUUCAUUUCUUGGGGCUACGCGACGUCCACGACGGUGCUGAGCUACCUCGAGGACAACGCCGGCUGGGCCGUCGGCUUCGGCACGUGCUGGGCCACGAUGGUGCUGUGCCUCGCCGUCUUCUUGCUCGGCGCGCGGACGUAUCGCAGUACCGAGCAACCCGUCGACGACGGCAGCCCGCUCGUCGCGACCAUGAGCGCAUGGGCCCGCCAGGGUGCCCUCCAUUUGUGCAGGCUUCUGAACAGAGAGCCUGACGAAGGCAAAGGCCUCUGGGCUAAGCUGCUCCCAGUAUGGCUGAGUGGCAUGGUCUACGCAUCCCUCACCUCGCAAGUUUACACGCUGUUCACCAAACAAGGCAGCACACUGGACCGGCGCGUCGGCUCGGAAGGCCUGACCGUGUCAGCCGCCGCGCUCCAGUGCCUAGUCAGCUUCACAUUCGUCACCAUGCUCCCGAUCUACGACCGCGCCUUCGUGCCCGUGGCAAGGAGCGUAACGGGGCACCACGCGGGCGUCACCACUCUCCAGCGCAUCGGCGCCGGCAUCGCCAUGUCCUGCGUCGCCAUGGUCGUCGCGGCGCUCGUGGAAGGCAGGCGGCUCCGCGUGGCCAGGGACGCGGGCGUGUACGUCCUGAUGGGCUUAGCGGAGGUGCUGGCCGAUAUCGGGCUGGAGGAGUUCUUCUACGACCAGGUGCCCGACGCGCUCCGCAGCGUCGGGCUCGCGCUGAGCCUGAGCGCUCUGGGCGCGGGGAGCUACGCCAGUGGCAUGCUCGUGUCGGCGGUCGACUGGGCGACCAGGGGCGGCAGCGGGGAGAGCUGGAUCUCUGACAACCUCAACCGGGCGCACCUCGGCUACUUCUACUGGCUCCUGGCGGGGCUCGCCACUCUAGACGUAGCCGUGUUCUUGUACUUUUCGAAGCGAUUUGUGUACAGGAGCAAGAGCGAGCUGUGA
This is a messenger RNA of Miscanthus lutarioriparius, 1419 nucleotides long. The record is from the annotation of a GenBank genome assembly. NCBI's taxonomy places the organism in Eukaryota, Viridiplantae, Streptophyta, Magnoliopsida, Poales, Poaceae.